AUUAGUACUAAUGAUUAGUAAAUGGUUUAAAUAUACACAAUCCAAUGACUCAUUAAUACAUAAUUUAAAAGUUAUUUACAAAUGUAAGAAUACCUAGCUUACUAACAUUUAACAAAUGUGGGAGUAAUGAUUAUUAAAUGGUGAUAAAACUGUAAAUGCCUGUAAAUGCUUGAUUACUGAAUYUUAUUUUAAAGUGUCAAGCACUUCAAGGUCAUAAAUAUUAAUGCCCCAAAAGUGUGAUUCACACAAUUUGUUAUUGUUACAAUACAGUAGCUAUACUUGUAUUAUAGAUGGUCCUUGUGCCAGGGUCUGGGGGCUACCAUUGAAGCUGUUGAGCAGGGCUAACUUGAUUAAAUGGCUAAUAGUGAAUUAUUCCAAUAGAGUUGUCAUUUUUUCCCGAAAGGUUAUUUUAUAAGUGAUUUUGAGAUGAUUGAUUCAACUAAAUGAAAUGGAAAUUACAUUACUUCGUCUUUUUUGUUUAAAUCAGAGAAAACAACACACCAGAAAAGGUAAACAAUAUUAAGGGGUGAUUGGGUCAGAAUACAGUGUGGUUGUUCUGAUGUCUGACAAAUAGUGUUUGUCACCAUGAUGUAACUGAGACAAAGUCUCCCUCAACUUGAAGAAGUACUAUUCAUAAUUUAGUUCAGAUGGACAUUUUUAUAAGUCUAUGGAAUGUUCAUAUGUAAUGCCACUAUUCAUUUUGACUGCAUYUGCUAUAGUGCAUACCCCAUACUGCCCUACAAAGGCAAAACACAGUAACUACGUAAUUUAUUUUACAGCAAAAUKUGACUUUUUCUGUCUAGACAGACACCAAUUUCUGACACUGCAUGAUAUUUUCUGAUCAACUGGCUUGUUCUUGUCUCAGGAAACUAAAUACCACAUUAAUCAGAUAAUAUACCUGAAUUCGUAGUUACUGUGUUUUGUCUUUGAAGAGCAGCAUAGACUUAAGCUAUCUCAUCAACUUCCCUACUGUCAACUUCCCAACUGUCAACUUUCUUAAACACUGGCCAGCUGACAUGUGGCAUGCCGUCAUGUCUCCUGAGGUUGUGGAUUAUGGUCCAAACUGAGCACUGACAUCACCCAAACCAGUUAGUCUGCACAGUUAUUCUAUUUCCCAUAUAAAAUAGCCUUUGAGUGACCAAAACAUCACCCAUACAAUUUUUUCCAUUGUAAAAUGCUAAGUUGAGAAAAUGUAUCUUUUCCCUCAUUUCUAACUAUCAAUAAGGUUGAAAGGACAGGCUAGGUGGGCACAGAAACAUCCAAUCCUCUCAUACAUUACAUCAUAAAUUAUUUGUUUAUCUAAACAUUAGAUAAUUUGUGUGAUCACGUGUGUGUGUGUGCAUGCAGAGAGACUCCGGAGAGGGGAGUGUCUGUCAGUAACUCAGGGAUAAAUAGAGAGGCAGAGRUCAGAGUUUGUCAGAAGGRGGACCUGACAGGGUCACACACAGGACCAAGCAAGAGCAGGACCUCAUCAUUUUGACCUUUUAUUACAAAUGGAGGAACAUGAAGAUGUUCAAUACUGUUUUCAAGACAGAAACUCUUCCUGCAGAAAGGCUUUCCUAUCGACAUCUAUCUACAUAACACUGUACAUCUUCUUCUCAGUGAUUUCAGCUGUUACAGUGUUUUUGAACGUACUGGUGAUCAUCUCCAUCUCUCACUUCAAGCAGCUCCACACUCCAACCAACCUGCUCAUCCUCUCUCUGGCUGGGGCAGAUCUCCUGGUGGGACUGAUUGUGAUACCAGUAACGACUGUAGCAAUAAUGGAAUCAUGCUGGGGUUUUGGGGAAUAUUUCUGUGUGUUUCAUUUAUAUAUGGCAUUAUUUUGUACUUCUUUAUCUCUGGGCAAUUUGGUCUUGAUAUCUAUUGACCGCUAUGUUGCUGUGUGUGAUCCCUUAUUGUACCACUCUAAAAUAACAAUAACAAGAAUSAUGUGURMUAUAUCCAUUACCUGGUGUUGUUGUAUCAUAUACCGUGCUGCUAUUAUAAAAAGCUUUGUAAAUGUACAGGUACCCAGUCGGUGUUUGAAUGAAUGUUUUAUUGUUGAAGGAAUAUCCUGGAGUAAUAUCGUUGAAAUUGUAAUUACAAUGGUUGUCCCAUGCUCUAUUAUUAUAACACUUUAUUUGAAAAUCUUUGUGGUGGCCAGCUCACAGGCCAGAAAGGUAUUUUCAAAAGAGGCUGUCAGUGUGUCUGGUGUUAAAACUGCACAGACAAAUAAGUCUGAGAGAAAAGCAGCAAAAACUCUGUCUAUUGUUGUUAUCAACUAUUUCAUUUGUUGGAUUCCAUCUCUAUUGGUUUUCUUUUUUUUGUCUUUUGUAAGUGAAAAUGUAUCACUUUUCAUCCGUUUUCUGCCACUUGUUAAUUCCUUAAUUAAUCCAAUAAUUUAUGCUUUCUUUUAUCCAUGGUUCAAAGUGACAGCUAUACAUAUUUUAACUCUGAAGGUAUGGCAUUGAUAGUACUAUGUUUUUAUUCCUAAAUUUGACAAACAUAGGUUUGAUAUAGUUAUGUUAUGCAAUUGUUGUAAUUUCAUCUUUAAUGUAACAAUACGCUGACAUUACUUAUCUCAGUGUUGUCAUCAUAGAUACAUGUGGUGUUGAUACAGAAUGAUUUGUCUGGAUUGGAAUAGAAUGACUAGCAGAAGGCAUAAGCUUGUUUUAUAAAAUACAUUGUAGUCAUUUUGGGUUGUAUAUUCCAAAUACCAAAGCCUGUUAAAGUAUACUAAAAGUACA
Messenger RNA from Salvelinus sp. IW2-2015, 2726 nucleotides. RefSeq names its product trace amine-associated receptor 13c-like. The record is from RefSeq and is a predicted model, not a curated record. Gene Ontology annotation, biological process: G protein-coupled receptor signaling pathway. NCBI's taxonomy places the organism in Eukaryota, Metazoa, Chordata, Actinopteri, Salmoniformes, Salmonidae. Gene Ontology annotation, molecular function: trace-amine receptor activity. Gene Ontology annotation, cellular component: membrane.